AUGGUGAAAACAAGGACUGUCGAUUACGACGAGACGGAAGAGCUUAAGAAAAUGUUCGAGGCUUUGAAAGCGAGCCUGGCGGAGAAUAAAAAACGCAAAGGAGAGGAAGAUGCACGGAUUCAGGAAAAAGACAAUCAGAUAUACCUUCAUUUAUUAGAAGAUUUAAAAUCUUCCCAAGUGAGUAAAGGAGAGGUACAAGAAUUUAUUCAGGAAGAAUUUGGAAAAGUGUUUCAGGAAACAAAGGAGGGAUUAGAAAAAGCAGUCGAUGAGAAACUUGUUGGGGUUGAAAAGAAAUUUGAAGAGGAGCUUGAGGAAGAGCUUGAAGGAGUCGACAAGAAAUUUGAAGAGGUUUUCUGGGAACUUCGCAAAGAAUCACCGGACCCGAAAAGGUUUAUUGUGGAAAAAUGCAAAUCGGAAAAGACAUAUUCCCCUUCUAGCAGUAGUUUUAUUAAAACUCCAACUUUUGAUGGCGAAUCUUCAUGGUCAAUUUAUCGCAGACAAUUUGAAGCCGCUGCGGAAAAUAAUAGAUGGAGAAAUGAGAAGAAAACAACAGCUCUUAUACUGGCACUACGAGGAAAGGCUUCCGAAAUUCUGCAAAAUAUUUCAGUGAAUAGGCAGAAGGAUUAUGAAGCACUCGUAUCAGCUUUGGAGGUCAGAUAUGGCAGUGAGCACCUUCAACAAGUCUACCAAGCUCAACUGAAGGUGAGAACUCAAGGUCCAUCAGAAAGUUUGCAAGAGUUUGGAGCUGAAGUCGAAAGGUUAGUAAGACUCGCCUACCCAGAAGCACCAGAUACCUUCACCCACUGGAUUAGUGUCCAUAGUGUCAUCGACGGGGUUCGUGACACGGAGCUGCAUCAGUCAUUGAGGAUGAUACGUCAUAAAACAUUGAAUGACGCCAUCAUUUAUGCCCUAGAAUUUGAAGCUGCUAAAAAUGCUUCGCGACAACAAAGAAAAGUUCUAGUGAGGGCAGUCAAUGAAAAUGAAGACGAAGGAAAAUAUCGAGUCAUGGUAGGUCUUGAAAAACUCUUUAAGAAAUAUUUGACGACUGGAACUGCAUCCAAGGCAAGAGGACGGCCUAAAUGCUAUAACUGCGGCAGAGAAGGACAUUUAAGGCGGAACUGUCGAUCACGUCCAACAUCCGACGAAAGAAGAGACUGGCGUUCGAGAUCACCUGAACUGGAGCGUCGUGGUUUGGAAAAACCAAAUUCAGCCUGCGUUAAGAGAUGUACAUUGGCUGCUGCAUCCCAAGCUCCCAGAUAUUCGAUUUCCAUAAUUGGACGCAACAGUAAUAGCUUGGUUGUCGACGGAUUCCUAAAUAAUCAUCAGUGCCUUUUUACCAUCGAUCCUGGAGCAACGAAAUCGAUACUGGAGCAACGAGCUGAAGUGAGACCGAGGUUUGGAAAUUGCAAAAUAGAAACUAAGGUAUUAGUGGCCAACAUUGUCGACGAGUUCAUUCUGGGACUAGACAUCAUGUCCCCCUACGGAUUUGUGGUGGACAUAAGGAACAAACUGUUGAAGGUUGUAAAUGAGAAAAUUUUGCUCGACGUACCCUCGCAGCCUUAUGACAGCGCCAAGGUGGUUGUAUUGGAUGAUUCCAGAUUCUCUCCUAACAUCGAGAAAAUUAUUCAAGCGGAAAUUGCUGUACUUGGCGGCUUGAGUACAGCAUUGAUGGAGCCAUCCAAUGGCUCUGAAUCAGGAAUUAUCGUGGCCAAAUCCCUCGUGAAUGGCAACAACCAGAUCAUUUCAAAGAACUAUGCAAGGCCACCCGAUUCGUCGAGGAAGAGACGUCUUCCCUUCGCAAAGCAAGACGAAGCUGCAUCCAUUAUUAAGGACAUGUUGGAGGAAGGAAUAAUCGAGGAAUCAAACAGCCCCUGGUCGUCACCUGUUGUGUUAGUAACUAAGAAAGAUGGAUUGACAAGAUUUUGCGUAGACUACAGGAGGCUUAAUGAUUUCACCAGAAAGGACUGUUACCCUCUUAUUAGAAUAGAUGAUACCCUGAACGUCUUGGGCGAAUGCAGAUGA
Messenger RNA from Leptinotarsa decemlineata (Colorado potato beetle), 2022 nucleotides. RefSeq lists its product as uncharacterized. The record is from RefSeq and is a predicted model, not a curated record. Lineage: Eukaryota; Metazoa; Arthropoda; Insecta; Coleoptera; Chrysomelidae.